Tribolium madens (black flour beetle) is the source of this 2969-nucleotide messenger RNA. RefSeq names its product kinesin-like protein costa (gene cos). Gene Ontology annotation, biological process: mitotic spindle organization; microtubule-based movement. Lineage: Eukaryota; Metazoa; Arthropoda; Insecta; Coleoptera; Tenebrionidae. Gene Ontology annotation, molecular function: microtubule motor activity; ATP binding; microtubule binding. The coding region runs from base 131 to 2899 and encodes 922 amino acids. The transcript has 2 exons. The record is from RefSeq and is a predicted model, not a curated record.
CCACUUUUAGUGUCGAACCCAAAAACCCUAAAUGAUGUUGUUUCUCCCAGUUGCAAAAUGCAUUUAAAAUCCAUUGAUUUUUAAUAAAUUCGUUCAAAUUGGUCCAACCUUCGGGUACUUCGUUCCCAUUAUGUUAUAUAAUGGGUUGAAUUGUCCCAGGAUGGAGAUGAACAUAGAAACGGCAGUCCGGCUUCACCCCACGGGAUAUUCCCCCACCGACAUGGUCUGCGUCCACGCCAACCCCGUCAACAACACCAUUCAGCUCGCGAAUUCGCAAAACUACCCCGUGAAUUACGCCCUUCCGGCCGACUGUUGCCAGAACACGGUAUUCACAACUACGACAGCCCCCUUGGUGAAUUAUUUAGUGGAAGGAUGCGACGUCUCAGUGGUCACGUUGGGCCAAUCCGGGACUGGAAAAUCCUACACCCUCCUAGGCCCAGGCUUCCAUUGUGCGGCUAGUGAGGCUGACCACGGUAUUAUCCCCAGGUUUAUUCGCGAGGUUUUUGCCAAAAUGAAACAAUACAGAGACAGGAAUUGGUGUGUGCAUAUCGCUUGGUCCCAGAUUUGUGGUGAAAACGUCCAAGAUUUGCUAGGCGUUGGGAGUAUUGAGUGCCGCAAUAUCAGUGAUGUUUUCCAGUUGAUUCAAGUGGGGAUGUCGAACAUAGCCCCCAAGUGCGCCCAUACGUUGUUCACUCUCACUUUGGAGCAGCAAUGGGUGGUUGAGACGAGUGUCCAACAUCGCGUUUCAACAGCCAGUUUUGCUGAUUUAGCCGGAAGUGAGAAAGUCUUGGUUUAUGACAGCAACGGCAUGAUGCAAACAAUCCCCACUGACUUGGGAAUACAGACUUUACAGAGGUGUAUAAUGUCCCUGUCUGAUUUUAACUGUAGUUUUGUCCCAUACAGCCAAUCCGUUUUGACAACGCUACUCAAAGACUCAUUCGGGGGGCGCGCGAAGACACUUCUAAUCUGUUGCGUGUCCCCCCUUGUCCAAGACUUCACUGAGACUUUGUAUACUCUUCAGUUGGGUUUGAGGGCUCAAAUGAUCAAAAAUUUCGUCACUGUUAACUCCUAUGCCACUUUUGAGUCAUCACAGGAGAAUUGUGACAUUUUUGGCCUACAAUUCGCCGCCAAUCAACUUUUGAAACUUGUCUCGAACGCUGAAGAGUUGUUUCAACGAUUGGUAGCAAAUGAUUUAUUACCAAAAAGCGAACAAGAGCAAAUAUCACAAUGGCUGACGCUCAAACAGGAAUGCGAGGACUGUUUGAGUGAAAAUUCGGAGCCCCACAGGUCACUCGAGAGGAUUGAGGAGGAAAUUGAGAGUGAUAGUAGUGAAAGUGAGGUCAUUGAGGAGGAGGAGAAGGAGAGUCUCCUCGAUAGGGUUCAAGGUUUGAUGGGGACUUUUCGCUCAAAUACUGAUAAAUUAGUUUCUGACGCAAAUUGCACGAAUGUUACGAAUUCUGGUACCAAAGAAAGUAUGAAUAGUUCGAAUAAUGAGUAUCAUAUGAAAGGGGCACGGGGGCGCAGAGGGAGUAUCCACUCGGCUGAAGAAUUAAAUCCCUGUUUGUCUCUCCAUACAUUGCGGAUUAAUGAUGAUUUAGAGAGUCAAAAAAUUGCAGUUACGUCUUAUGAUAAUAAGAAGAAAAUUCUCAAACAAAUUGCGACUGCGUUAGAGUUAAAUCAGAAGAAAAUUUGCGAUUUGGAGAAGACGAUUCGAGUCAAGGAAAAUCUUAUGGAAAAACUUCUGAAACACAAAGACACAAAAUCGAGUGCUCAUCAUAAAAUCGAGCAGAAAUGUCAAUUGUUACGCAAGGAAUAUAAAAAUGCCGAGGUCAAGUUUUUGCAAGCAAAAUUGCAAAAAAAUCACCACUUGGAAGGGAAAUACAAGAAUGAAGUUGUGGCUCUUGAGGAGCGACUCCGCGAUACCGAAUCUCUGAAAAACCUCACCGAAGAUGGGAACAAAUUAUUAGAAUUAGAAAGUAGUCUUCAUACAGACCGGGAGAAAUUGAAAAAGUACAAGCAAGAGAAGGAAAAAUAUAAACAAAUUUAUGAGAAACAACUGAAGGAGGAGCGGUCAAAGUCCAAAGCGAGUUGCGAAAGCGUUCCGAGGACCCCCGACGUUAAAGUCGUCGCUUUAAUAAAACCUAACGUUUCUUUAAAUAACGAAGAACUAGAAAGUCUGAGACACGAAAUUCGCAACUUGCGCAAAACCCGCGACUAUUUACUGGAAUUGCGUUGCAAAAUCAACCUCAAAUCGCAAAAUAAAAAAUUCUUGAACGACUCCGACGAACGCAAGUUGUUGCAAUACGAGGAAGCUAUUGAGGCUAUCGACUUGAUUAUAGAGUACAAAAACUCGAUUUUGUGUGGCCACCUGCCGGUUAAAGAAAUCGAAGACCACGGCGAUCGGAUGCUGAUGGAGCGCUUCCUCAAACUCAGCGAGAACGAAAUGAGGAUCCUCCUUCACAAGUAUUUUGAAAAAAUCAUCGAUUUGAGGAGUAGUAGCAAAAAGCUCGACUUGGAGAUUCUCGAUAUAGAAAACCAACACGAAAAUCUCGCUUAUCGCGUACAAAAAUUGAGUCAUAAUCUACAACUGGUCAGGUCUGACGCCGAGCGGAGGAUUGCGUCGCUUCAGCAACAACACGAGGAUAAGUUGUAUCUAGUUUUGAGAAAUUUGACAGGGGAUGGGGCUGAUAAUGAGAGGAUAAGUCGGGUUUUGGGGUCGAGAGCAGUGACAGUACAAGUGGCCGGGGCGAGUAAACAAGUUGAUAAAAACAGGUUUAUAGCGAAGUGGACGCGAUACCGACAAGAAACGGUACCGAGACAAUUGCAGUCGGUGCCCCCUCAAGCCAAGGUCACCAUCGAGAAAAACAAAAUUAUUUUACAAAAAACCAAUAAGAAUUAAUUGUAUUUUAUUGUCUAGGUUAGGGUAGGACAAUAAUGAUGUAAUCGUAGUUUAUUUAAUAAAUGUGAUG